Molecule: messenger RNA, 8633 nt
Organism: Pocillopora meandrina
Lineage: Eukaryota; Metazoa; Cnidaria; Anthozoa; Scleractinia; Pocilloporidae
Source: the annotation of a GenBank genome assembly
AUGUCGACAACAAAUUUCAGUAGCAGUAGAAGUCGCACGAAAUCAUUUGAAGAACUGCUAUGUUCGCCCUCUUUAGUGGGUGGGUUUCAACAACAACUAUCAAUUUGUUUCUUAGCGGUUAACAUUCUCCUCUCCAUUACAGCAUUCGCUGGAAAUUCUCUUAUACUUGUUGUCCUUCACAAGAAAUCUUCCCUACAUCCGCCGUCCAAACUCCUGUAUCGCUGUCUGGCAACCACUGAUCUGUUGGUUGGUCUUGUUGUUCAGCCUCUCAGUGCUACAUAUUGGAUGUCCGUGGUUCAAGAACAGUGCAGUCUUUGUCGAUACGCAAGGGGUGCAGGCUACAUCACAAACUAUGUAUUGAUUUUAGUGUCUUUGAUGACGAUGACGGCCAUAAGCGUGGACAGACUUCUUUCCCUGUUGUUGGGACUGAGAUACAAACAAAUUGUAACUUUGAAGCGCACGUAUACCGUUGUAGCUACCUUUUGGGUUUUCACCCUUUUCGCCUUUUUAAGUGUAAUUUUUAUCUCCUUAUAAUCUUUUUGUACAGCUGCCUAGUUAUAUCAUUUUGCCUGGUAAUAUCAUUUGCAUCGUACACAAAGAUUUUUUGCACUCUCAGAUAUCAUCAAGCACAAGUACGAGAUACUCUUAAUCGCCAUAUGUAAAGUAGCAGUUAUUUUGCUUUAAUUUAACUCCAGGUUAAACCCGUUCCUGUACUGCUGGAAGAUGAGUGAAGUGAGACAAGCAAUGAAGCAGACAAUUAAAGAAACACUUUGCUGAGUCAGGUCUUCCUCGAGUUCUUCAGACUUUUAAAGCAGACUUAUUAAGUCACGAAUAUAUUUGAAGAGCAGUCGUUAGAUAAGUUAUUGGAUAAAAACAAAUAAGUAGCUCAAUAGAAUAGUUGCGCGGGCUAUUGUCGAUAGUCUUUAAAUCUCUGAGAACAAAUUAGGUAACCCUAGCUACUCUGUUUAAAGCUGGUGCUGGGUGUUACGAGAAAACUAUUUCAACGUUGAUGUUGCGCCAUAUUGCCAAAAGAGACGGUCCUGUUUUAGUCUUGAAUUUGUUUUGUCAUCAGAAAAACAUCCGUAAAGCUUAUGUCAAGAGGUUUUCGCUACUUGUAUAUUUAACUGAAGGUUACGAAAGUAUAUGAAAUUAAAUUGACGAUCUCUUUUUGUUACAGAAUUUUUUUACAGAUCGAUCGAUGUUCUGAAAUUAUAUUGGAAACCGACAAGUUUCGCAUCAUUUGUAUAGAGGUCACCAUAUUCCCAUUUUGUCCCUGGUGUAUCUUUAGGUUGUCUCAGAGUUUUACGGAUUUUAUAUCCUCGAUUUCCGAGCGAUUAACUGCUGUCCCUAAAUUUCACAAUUUUUUUUUUACUGAGUCGUUUUCAAAGCUUUUGUAUGAGCUCAGAAUUUGUUUCAAUACCAUACCAUCUAAUUAUCGCCCUAAAAAAGACGUGGUUAUUUCACCCAUAAAAGAAGUGAUAAAUUAGAUCUUUUAAGACCUAGGAGUCCCAUAUCGUAUUGUAAAACAAAAAAUAUAACCCAUGUCUUUGUGUUUGCCGAGGGAAUUCACUUUCAGGGCUGAUUUGAAAUUAGACUGAAACUUUAUUAACUGAAAUCAACAGCUGGUUGCGACAAACAUGUUCUUGUUUAAUUAUCAAGGUACUGAAUUACCAUAGAGGAUCAGAGAGUAAUUAUGUUGCAAAAACUAAUUUGUUUCUAACUUAAAAUGAGGCGGCGUGUCUAUGGUGGCUAACUAAUUUUUCCUAAUCUUUGACGGGGUAGUUUUAACAAUUACUUCGUGCGUCAGUGAGUGGUCAUUAAUAUACGAUGCACACAGGAAGUUUGGAGAGCUUGAAAGAUACGCUGGAGUAGUUUAACACGCAGCCAAGAGUGAUAAUAGGCUCAUAAAUAAUAAAUGCUGUUUAUGUAGAUUUAACAAGGAGUAGUUUUUAACUAGACUUCGUCUCGGGAAUUAUUCAACAAUAAUAUCAUUCACUUCAUCUUCGCCAAAUAAUCAUUAUAUAUUUUUAUCGAGUUUUGAUAAUUUUUAAGUAUCUAUUCCUUCAUUUUCCUUCUCGAUCAAUAGAUUAUCAUGUUCACUUUAGCACAGUCAUAUAACUCUGGUUAUCGGAGGAGAACUGCUAAUCGCUAAGGGGAAUUCUGACAUGAAGAAUUCAGUCACUGCUGUAUACAUGAAAACGUUGGCAGAGAAACAUUUAGGCGAACUUUAUCUUAUCAUUAUUCCUGGACAAUCACUUUGAAAUUUUUGGCGAAAGGAGGAGAACAAAUAGAGAAUGUAAAAGAAACAGCAAAAAAUUGUUAAAAAAAGUAAUUUCUUGCUUUUCUUCUGUUUUAUUUUUCGUUUUCUCUGAGACGAGACGGAGGUAAAAGGCCACAAAAUGUGACUAAUUAAGUUUGCAUCUGUGGCCAUGGCUUAACCUUAUUUUCGCAAAUGAUAUGGACAUUUGAUUGACACCCAACAUCGAUGAAACUAGCCUUCAAAUUCAGAAUUUACUGCGAUACAGAAUUAUUGUUUGCACUUAAUUAGCGUCCCAAGAGAAUGACAGUAUAUUUAGAUAUACUGCUUAAACCGCUUAUGCUGUCAUUCAAAUUAAAACUAACAAAAGAGAGUUUCCCUAUCAUAUCGUCAAUCGAAAAUUUUACCGAUGUCUGGGCGCUUGCCAAAGGAAUUAACUUUUAAUACUAAUUUGAAGUUAAAUUAAACUUAAACUACUAGAAUAAACAGCUGGUUGCGACAAAUAUAUGCUUGUUUAGUUUUUAAGCUGUCGUCGCCACAGUGAAUUAUCAAAGAGGAUUAGAAGGAAGCUUCCUGAGAAACAAAGACUCCUUUUAAAGAAACUGAUGUAAUGAUGGCAUUUUUCAGUGAUUAAAUUACGUUUUAAGAAUGUUUAGUAACUAUAUCUGCACUUGUAAGAAAAAUGGUAGAUCGAAAAUGAAAAUAUAAAGUUUGAACAUGAAAAUUGGCAUCAAACGAAAAAUAAAUGAAUAUUUUGGUACCCGAUGGAACUCUGGGAUUAAAAUGAUACCGAGCGCGUAGGGCCAUCAUGGCUGGUGCAAAACAAUGGUUUCUCCGCCUCCUCUAUGUUCAGUUAGCGCCCAUUUUUAUUAUCUUGUUGACCAAAGGGAUGAAGAAAAGAAAUUACAUCAUUGGGCGAAAUAGGCAAAAUAGGCAAAAAAUUUUUUGUUAAUAAAAAUCAUCAUCACUUUCCUGACGAAAGUGAAAAAGCUGGUAGAGAGCGAGUUUGAAAAAAAUCGUUGGCGCGCGGCACAACAUCUUGUUACGGUUUUGUUUUUAAUAUCAAUCCGGUGACGAAAAAUGGAAAGAAAAAGCCAAUCAUUAUAAUUGAUUCAAACAUUUAAAAAUACUUUUGCAUCUGUGACCAAAAUUUUAAUUUGAAUUGUUUGAUUCAUUCGCAAAUUGUCUCAAAUCCAACUUUUCUAAGACGAAGUAAAAUCGCCAGCUUGAAAUUUUCAUUUCUAAUUUUUCAUGGCUACUAAUGAUACAAGUUUGAAAUUCACACGAAUGAUAUGAACAUCAGGUUAACACCCUAUCAUUGAAAGUUGAUCUAGAUAAAAGAAGAUUGUUCGUCAUUCUUUUAAAAGAAUGAUACACAGAUGUCUCUCCAUUUUCUACUUGUUGCCAUUUCAUACUUGUUGUCAUUAUUGGACGCAACUGUCAAUUUCCUGAAGUAUUUUAAAUGAGUUAAUGCUGAUGAAGAAUUCUCAGUGUGUAUUAAUAUCAUUAGCUGAAGUAUGAGGUGUCAUUGAUCGUGGCUGGAUGUGGGCUGUUUAGACGAUAUAUUACUCCUUGCAAUCUUAGAUAACUUACAACAAAUUUCAGAAGAGUUGGAACACAGACGAAAACAAUUGAAGAACUGCUAUGCUCUCCCUCUUUAGUGGGCGGGCAUCAAGCAGAAUCAGUUUCAUACAUGAGGCAUGCCACAGCUGCAAAUUUCUGACGCAUUUUAAAUAAUUAAACGCGAGGGAGGAAGUCUUUAUGUGUUAUUAAAGGAAGGUUUCAGUUGGACGAAAUAUUUCUCGUUGCAAGAACAGAGGAAACAAAUGCAGAAUUAUGUCGACAACAAAGUCCAGUAGAGGUGGAACACUGACAAAAACAAUUGAAGAACUGGUAUGCUCCCCCUCUUUGGUGGGUGGGCUUCAACCAGCAUCUUUCGCAACAGUCAACAUUCUCCUCUCCAUCAAAACAUUUCUUAGCAAUUCUCUUAUACUUGUUGCCCUUCACAAGGAAUCUACCCUCCAUGCGCCGUCCAAACUCUUGUAUCGCUGUCUGGCAACAACUGAUCUGUUGGUUGGUCUUGCUGCCCAGCCUCUCUACGUUACCUACUGGAUGUCCGUGGUUCACGAACACUGGACUCUUUGUCAUUACGCAGUGAGAGCAACCUACAUCAGCAUUAUGUGGAGUUUCUCUAUUGACGAUGGCGGCAAUAAGCGUGGACAGACUUCUCGCCCUGUUGUCGGGGCUGAAAUACAAAGAGAUUGUAACUUUGAAGAGUGUUUAUAUUAUUAUAGCUUGCUUUUGGGUUUUAUGUCUUGUCGCCUCUUUAUGCACCAUUUUCGAUCAGCGUAUAACCGCUUUGUAUACCCGGAUAUUGAUACCACUUUCGCUGCUUAUUUCACUCGUCUCGUACACAAAGAUUUUUCGUACUCUUAGAAAUCGUCAGGGAGAAGAACAUGAUCAACUACAACCGAGCCAACCAAGUGUACUCAACAUGGCGCGAUACAGAAAAGUAGUGCACAGUGCACUGUGGAUACAGUUAGUAUUAGUUGUCUGUUAUACACCAUACCUUGUUGUGGGAAUUGUAGUCACUUAUACUACAACAUAUUCAUGACACUUAGGCGUCGCAUUGGCAAUGGCAACUAUCUUAGUUCACUUUAACUCGACGUUAAACCCGUUCCUAUACUGCUGGAAGAUUAGUGAAGUGAGACGAGCAAUGAAGCAGACAAUCCGACAAGCACUUUGCUGUCCAUGGAGUUUGACCAUCCUUCAGUUAUACAUAAUGAUAUAAGUACUUUUAGUGCAAAGCUGACCAAUAGAGAACGCUUGCCAUUUAAAUUUUUCCAAGAUUAAACGUAAGAAUCCAUCUUCUCUGCUCAGCCAAAGGCGAAUUUUUUACCUGAGAAGACGGAGUUUAAAAUAAUUGUGAAAUACUAAUAGUAUCAAAGAUGUGUGUCUGUACGUUUGACUCUUAAAGCUCAUGUUCCUAUUUUGGUCACUUUUCCUUAUGAACUUUCAUCGAUAGGGAGCUAAUCAAAUGUCCACAUCAUCUGUGUGAAAUUAGGACUUCAAUCAUUAUCGGCCUCGACAAACUGAAAUUACGAAGAUCAAGCUGGCAACUUUGAAUGACGUAAGAAAAAAUUGGAUUCGUGACAUCUCCUUAUGCAUCAAACUAUUAAAAUGUAAAUUAAUUCAAAUAUAAAAAAGAAGCUUAAAUCUGAGGGAUUGUUUAUCACAUUUUGAUCAAAAAAUACUGAUACUAAAGAUGUCUCUAUUUUUUUCCUUUUAUUGCUAUUUUAUCCGUGAGCCACCCACAGGUUCCAACGGUCGAUCAGCUAGAAAGAGAUAGUUUUUCGCCAUGUGAAAAAAAUGAUAUCACAGAUGUCUCUCUAUUUGCCUCUUACUGCUAUUUCAUACAAGAGGCUCGUCACAGGUUCCGGAAAAAAGAAAUCAAAUCCUAGGCACAACAGACAAUUUGUUUACGCACUUUGAAUGAGCAAACGCUGACGAGGAAGUCUUUAUGUGUUUACUGAAGGAAAUUUCGGUCAUCGUCGCACGGUGUAUGCUGUUUAGACGAAACAUUUCUUGUUGCCAGUUGCCUCAGUACAAGGAAAAGGAAACGAAUACAGAACAAUGUCGACAACAAAGUUCACUAGGGGUGGAACACAGAUAAAAACAUUUGUAGAACUGCUAUGCACCCCAUCUUUUGCGAGUGGAUUACAUCAAAGAUUUACUUUUUUCUCACCAGUGUACAUUCUUCUCUCCAUCACACCAUUCGUUACAAAUUCUCUCAUCCUUGUUGCCCUUCACAAGGAAUCUUCCCUCCACCCGCCGUACAAACUCCAUUACCAUGGAGUUUGGUACAACAACUGAUCUGUUGGUUGAUCUUGUUGCCCAGCCUCUCAAUGCUACUUAUUGGAUGUCCUUGGCUUUUGACGCAGCCUACAUCACGGGCUCUGCAUUGUUUUUAGCGUCUUUGAUGACGAUGACGGCCAUAAGCGUGUACAGACUUCUCGCCCUGUUGUUGGGGCUGAGGUACAAACAAAUUGUAACUUUGAAGCGCACAUAUAUCAUUGUAGCUACCAUCUAGGUUAAUCUCUUGUCUCUUCUUUAUGCACUCCUCUUGAUCAUCGUAUAACUCUACCACUUUGCCUGGUUAUUUCACUCGCAUCACAUACAAAGAUUUUUCGCACUCUCAGAUAUCAUCAGGCUCAGGCAGAAGAUCCUGUUCAACAACAGCCGAGCCAACUAAAUGUCCUGAACAUAGCUCAAUACAGAAAAGCAGUGUAUAGUGCACUGUGAGUGAAGUUAGCAUUAGUUGUUUGUUUUGCACCAUUCUUUAUCGUGGUAGCCGUGGUUGCACACAGUAAAACACAUUCAUCACAUUUGGUCAUCCUAAGGGGAAUAAUCGUUGUCUUGGUUUACUUUAACUCGACAUUAAACCCGUUUCUUUACUGCUGGAAGAUAAGUGAAGUAAGACAAGCAGUAAAGCAGACAAUCAGACAAGCACUUUGCUUUCCAUGGAGUUAGACCAUCUUGAGUUUUACCCGAUCGUACUGGUACUUUCAGUUCAAAACUGACCGAUAGGGAACGCUCGUCAAUCAGCUACACCAUGAUAUAUAUAUCUUUGCUCGAGGUCUCUCGAUUGUUUUUUUCGCACCUUAACAACUAAAGGGAAGGCAAUCGAAAAACUAACCAUAAAUUUAUAAAAAUAGUUUUAGUGCUACCUCACAUUAUCAUGAUUAGAUCAAUUCAUAAUCUAAGAAAAGAUAUGCGCGCGCAGGAUAAUACUCACGUUUGUUAUUAUAAGAAAGUGUAAGGAACAAAAUUGAAGCAAGAACGGUUAGUAUAAAGUUCUCUUUCAGGUUCACCGUUUUGCUGAAAUUAUUUGCUAAAGGGAAAAAGGAAUAUUGAAUGAAAAAAAAAUAUAUCGACUUUUAAAAAUAUCACGUAGAAAGGGUUGCUUUAUUUCCAGUUUGUUCAUGGUGUAUUUUUCAGUUGUCUCCAAGUGAUUUGAUUCUAUUUUUACCAUUUUCCGAGCGAUUAACUGUCCUAAACUUUCCCCUAUAUUUCUUUCAAGUCGUUUCACAAAGUUUUAUGGAAUUCAGGAUUGACCAAAAUUCAUUAUCGGGCCUAAAAUAACAGUAUAUCUAAAUAUACUGCUUAGUUCUUUUUCUUUAAAAAAAAAGUCGCAAUCGAGUUCCUUUAUUGUUUUGAAAACAGUAAUAUAGCUGAUGUUUGCCAAGGAAUAUGACUUUAGUGCUAAUUUGUACUUGAGAUAAAUUUUACUGAUUGAGGUACACGGCUAAUAGCGGAAGUGAAGAAGGAAAGGUUAAAUUCCUAACUAUUCCAAAUUGAAUGCGUAACACAUUGAAAGAGGGAUUUCGGAGAAAGCUUAAAUAUUGGUAUUAUUUUAUAGUGAGAUAUCUCAAGUUAUUUUUAACGCAGACACCUUGUUCCGGCGAUGAAGGCAAAUUACAGAACCUUUCUUCUACCUUUGCCAGCACAGCCAAGCUUACGACUUCAUCACGCCGCCAAGCAAAGUGUAAAAGAAAGUACGAAAGUGCAAAAUAGCACAACAUGGGUCAAGUCUAAAACAACAGUAUGUGUAAGUCUAGGGCCGUAGAAACUUUGAAAUUUAUCAAGAAACUGAGAAAAACUACGCAUCAUUUAGAUUCUUAUUGUUUACAAAGGCAAAUUACCUAUCUAUGAACGCAUGCGUAAUCAUUUGACCGCCGUGUUGCCCAUUUAUUACUGUCUACUAGUCAAGCUGCAGUCGCUAUUCGGAAUAAUUAAAAUGGAGAUAAAUGGGAGGGAGAAUUGGCGGAAAAAGAACUUCUUAACAAGAAACAAAUAAGUUGUUGCAUUUUUUUUUAUCAAUGAAAGCGCUCGUUUGGUUUGCUUCUCCGUUAUUUCCCCAUCGGUGAAUAAAAUAACGAAUUAAAAGUUAAAAUAAAUAACGUACAGUCGAAAGAAAAGUAAAUAUGUUACGAAAUAAAUAAUUUAGUAUUUGAUGAAAUUUCGUACUCAAAACGAGGCUGAGGGUGUCAUGGCUGGAUAAUGUCUCCUCACCUUCCUGCGUGCUUCAUAUCUUAAUUAACACACACUGUUUACUGGUUAAGAUGCAGUCGCUAGUCCGUCGGCGCGAUACAGAGGGACUGUGUACAGUGCACUGUGGGUGCAGUUAGCGUUAGUUGUUUGUUGCGCACCAAUCUAUAGUAAAACAUAUCAAUCACACCUAGUCGUUAUAUGGAGAACAUCAGUUGUCUUACUUUACUUUAACUUGAAUGUCCGUUCUUUACUACUGGAAAAUUAGUGAAGUAAGACAAGCAGUAAAACAGACAAUCAGAGAAGCACUUUGCUGUCCGUAGCGUUA